AUGGACGACUUCAUCUACCAAGAGGAAGAUACGCUGAUCCCAAGCGAUGCUCAGAAUGCUUCUAUAAUCGAGGAUGACGAUCAAUACACUUAUCGAUCCUUGACAGACUCCCAAAAGACCCUUUUAGCAAGCCUUCCGAUUCCUUCCGCAAUUCUCAGCAUCGUUGGUAGCUCCAUCAUUAUCUUCAUGGCCUAUCUUUCGAGAAAAUCAAGACCAUGGACUCCCUACAAUCGUUUGCUUGUUGGAAUGAGUGUAUACGACAUUAUAACCUCGAUUGCUCUGGCAUCCGCUGCGUUCCUGAAUCCCACGGAAACAUCCACAAAAGCUUGGGCCAUGGGAAACGACUCGACGUGUUCGUUAAUGGGGUUCUUCAAUCAAAUAUCCUACAGUGGGACCUUUUACAAUGCCUGUUUGUCCUUUUACUUUUUAUUCACGGCACGCUUUGGAAUGAAAAAUGACCAGAUUACUCGAAAGAUCGAACCAGUCAUGCAUGUACUCAGUGUGGGCUAUCCGCUGAUAACUGGUGUCAUUGGACUUGUUCUAGGAGUAUAUGCCGAACCAGAGGUGGGGCUCGGAUGCUGGGUCAAUAGGUACCCGAAACGAUGUGGAUACGGUCCAGAUGGUACCGACGAGCCAUGUCUGUCGGGAAUGGUCUCUUGGAUUUUUGGAGGCUGGGUCGCCAUUGGUACUUUGAUUGCGUUGGUGAUCAACAAUUUGAUCAUUUGGAUAUUUGUCCGUCGGCGGAUCCACAAGGGUAUGCAGAUUAGCACUGCUACUGCACUACCACGAGCACUAUCUACCAGCGGGAAAUCCACGGCAGCAGGAUCAUCCAUGGGGGAAUAUGUUAUCGAGGAAGACAAAAGUACAGCUCAUUUAUCCUUUGCCUCAUCACUGCGGACCAACUACAAAAGAUCCGCAUCUCAAAACAGCCUCUCGAUGAACCAAGACACACGAGCGGCCCAACGGAGAAGGUUGCGACUCGUCAGCACACAGGCCUUUUUGUUUGUGGCUAGCUACAUUGUCAGCAAUGCAAGUACCUAUAUUUUGAGACUGUUCGAAAGCAUGGCCACGGAGUAUGUCUGGGAAAUGGAGCUUCCCUACAACAAUUUCAUCUUGUUGGUCUUGCAAGCCAGUUUGCUACCUCUCCAGGGGCUAUUCAACAUGUUGGUAUACAUUCGACCAAAGUACUUGAAGUCAAAAGUCGAUUUUCCAGAAGAGUCCAAGAGUUGGGCCUUUCGUCGUGCCAUUUGGGGUUCCAAGGUGGAGCCGAUUCAGUCGAUGCAUGCUGGAACACUAGAUAUCAAGCGUGACAGCAAAGGUAAUAAGACGGCACGUCCACAUCAAGCUUUGGGCAAGGAUAUGAUAUCGUCACUGACCAAUGGGAGUGGUGGUGCUAAGGAGGAGGAUGAGGAGGAAGGAGUGGACAACGAUGAGCAUGAGACGGCGAGAGAACGUCCAAAAUCGUCACGUCGAAAGUUUAUCACAAGUGGUUCGAAUAGUCUUGAAGUCAUUAGCGAGAUCGGAGAAGACUCGUUAUCAGUCUCUUCUAGGAAGGCACCAGUCGAUCGAAGUGUGAUGAAAGAUCCAACGACAUCCAAAAGUUCCGUCAACAAGAGUGAAUCUGCAUCCAUUUUGAUGGAUGGAUCCAUACUACAAAGCCCGAGAAAGUCUUGA
Cylindrotheca closterium is the source of this 1674-nucleotide messenger RNA. The record is from the annotation of a GenBank genome assembly. NCBI's taxonomy places the organism in Eukaryota, Bacillariophyta, Bacillariophyceae, Bacillariales, Bacillariaceae.